UUCAGUCUUACCUCAGUUGUUUGUUUUGAAGGACACGGUGAGUAAACUGUACAUGGUUACACUGCACAUUCACUAACAUUCAGGUCAGCGUGUAACAAACCGCCAUCUUCAUGAUCUACAGUGUGACUUUAGCAGUGCCUUAGAAUCCAAGAUGUCUCUAUCACAUGAAAGAGAGUGUGCUGUUUGCACGAAUGACUUCACCACACCAAAGAUUCUACCCUGUGGUCAUCUCCUGUGUCGACAAUGUGUCAUUACCUGGAUGGAUUCCAAACGUGAUGCCGGGUGUCCGCUGUGUAGAUGUCCUAUAGUAGAGCAGUCAGAUGGAAGUUCGUCCGACACUGUUGACGCCCUGCCGGACAGACUUUGUGAUGGAAGCGCUGGUGGAGAGCGCUCGUGUGCUGAGUAAAGAUCACCUUUGUUGUGUGUGUGAGGACGUCAGGGCGGACUUCAUCUGUAUGCAGUGUCAGGUCAUGUUGUGUUCAGCCUGUACAAAGGCUCAUAAAAAGCUCCCAGUGAGCCGCAGUCACGAUGUGGAGAGUGUCAGCACUGUGACACCUGAACGUCUGGCUGCCAGCCGCCCUGCACUGUGUGCUGACCACGGCGACAAACACGCGAAGUACUUCUGCCGCGAGCACCGCCUCGCUGUCUGCUCAGCCUGUAAGGCUAACAAACACAAAGUAUGCCAGGAAGUAAACAUUCUUGACGAUGAAAUAAAGGCAGUUCAAAACUCAAUGAAGCACUUGACAAAGAUUCUGGUAAAAGCGGAGCAGAAACUAGAGCAGGCUAUAGGUCAGCUGACGUCACGUCUACAGGAAGUUGAUGUCAGCGAACACGAAGACAUGGCGCAGGUGGACAAGUCAUGUGACCGUCUUCACAAGCUGGUGGAAGAUUUUCGUAACAAGCUGAAGGAAAAGACCCGCACGUCACAUCUUAAAAUCAGGAAUUCAUUACGUGACGUCAAGACUGACUUAAGCAACCGUCUCGGGAAGGUGACGUCACACAAACACAUUGUGGCGAUAGUCACGGCAGUGUCACCACGUCCUGCACUGAUACACAUGACACAGGCUCUGACAGACAGGGUCAACAGCCUUGACCUUAGCGCUCACUUGCAACAAGAGGUGUGGGUGAAGCCCUUUUCAAGUGUAAAGUGCUGUCAAGAAGUUGCGGGACGGGUAGAAGAAGAGCUCCUGAUGUGGGACCAGCAGAAAACGGAUACAAAGGCUUCCUUACCAAACCGCUCGCAAAAAUUGAAGGAGGCUUUAAAAGCAAUGCAGUUGAACCCACAGCCACCAGUCCUUGUGUUCCACGAAAACUGUGGAACCAACAUUCGUCUGAUGAACGGUAACAGGACCGCGGAGAAGAUAAAUUCGCAGGCCUUCAGUCACGGGGUGGUGGUGUCACGUGACGCCAUGGUGGCCAACGUUUUGUAUGAAGUCAGGGUGGACGCGAUAUCAGUUGAGUACAAAGAGAUUUUACUGGGAGUGACAAGAAUUUCUCCUGCACGUCUCAUUGUGACAGAGUUUUCUAACGACCUUGAAGACUCUGUUAUUGUCGGACCCAAACUGGUCGACUACGAGGGAGAAUGUGUGUUGUCUCGACUCGGAACAAAUCUCAGGGAGCUUCAAGUCGGGAGUCGAGUUGGGGUCCUGGUGGACUCAUCAAACUUCCUUCACCUCUACGUCGACGGACGAGACCAGGGCGUUGUCCCAACACGUGUCAUACCGCCAUGUUUUGCUGUUUUCGAUAUGUGGAGUUCAGUCGCAAAGGUUACAGCCCUUCCCACAUCUAGGAGGACAUAAAGAAUAUCAGAGAAUGCUGAAACAGUAAAACGAUAAUUUUUUUUAAGACUGAUGACGACAUCAACCUUAGCGUUGAUAUCACCAACGAAUGCUCCAGUGAAUGUGUUUUGUCAACCUGUUUACUGUACAAACUCUUUCGCGUAUAUUUUUUUUUCGGUGAUAGACAUUAACAA
Molecule: messenger RNA, 1972 nt
Organism: Pomacea canaliculata
Lineage: Eukaryota; Metazoa; Mollusca; Gastropoda; Architaenioglossa; Ampullariidae
Product: tripartite motif-containing protein 45-like
Exons: 7
Coding region: 321-1799 (492 amino acids)
Molecular function (GO): zinc ion binding
Source: RefSeq, a predicted model, not a curated record